ACUCUUCUUCCUCAUUUAAUCGAAAACUGGGCGCCGCUCCCAUGCCGCUUAACUCUGGCAUUCAUUUUCAUUGUAUUUUUUUUUUCAAAAGCAAUUUCCCUGAUUUCAAGCAACAUUUCUUUUAAAUAAAAAACAUUUUCAAAAUACAGUAUUUCCAGUCAAAUUUCUAUCAGCAUGACAACCUUAUGGUUUAAAGAUGCUUUUUGGGGGGCAGAUUUCAAUGAUCACAUUGGAUAUGAAGUGCUGAUGCAGAGACUCUGCGAGGGCCGGCGUACGUGCAAGGAUGUGGAAGAGCUCCUCAAACUAAGAGCUCUGGCAGAGGAGAAGUAUGGGAAGGAGCUGGUGAUGAUCGCUCGCAAGUGCGGGGGCCAGAUGGAGAUCAGCACGCUGCGAGCUUCCAUUGAUCAGCUCAAAGCAGAAAUGGAAAACACGGGGAAUUUACACAUCCAGCUGUCGGCGAUGCUGAAGGAAGAAGUGAAGGGGAUAGAGAUUUUCCGGGAGCAGCAGAAAGAGAAAAGAAAGAAGUUUGAAGGAAUAAUGGAGAAAAUUCAUAAAAAUAAGGUGAUCUUGUACAAGAAAACCAUGGAGUCCAAAAAGAUCUACGAGCAACGGUGCCGGGAAGCAGAUGAGGCUGAACAAACCGUGGAGCGGGUGGAAGGCACGUCCAGCGCCACCAGCAGGCAGACGGAAAAGGUGCACAGCAAGGCCCGACAGUGCAAGGAAGUGGCCGCAGAAGCAGAGAAGCAAUACGUGUCCAACGUCACCCAACUGGAGAAGGUCCGGCAGGAUUGGGAGAGCACACACGCGAGCACAUGCGAGGUCUUCCAGCAGCAGGAGGUGGACCGAAUUAGCUUCCUGAGGAACGCCAUGUGGGUGCACUGCAACCAUUUCUCAAUGCAGUGCGUCAAAGACGACGAGUAUUAUGAGGAAGUUAGGAAGACUCUGGAACAGUGUGAUACCACCACAGACAACAACUGCUUCAUUAGGACGAAAAUGACUGGCUCAAGCCCACCAGCCCCCGUUUCCUUUGAUAAUUACUACGAGAGGGAUGGGCCAGCCCACAGCAAUGGCACCCCCCGCAUGGGAGGAGGGGGAGGAGUCAUGAGGAGGUUUUCUAAUCUUUUGCAAAGCAACGGCGGGUCAAGGCUGAAUAUCGCUGAAGCUUCACAGUCAGCAGGAUCAUCUAGUGGUCAAAUGUCGAACAUGACGAAUGCGUUUGUCGCGGCCGUCAACAAAGAGGCUGAGUACCAAGUCCUGUUUGAUUAUAGAGCACAGGUCAGUUGCAACACCUGCAGAAGCAAAGAGGUCCCAUGGCUGUGGUGUAACACAUGGCCACUCAUGGGGCUUCAACACCGCACGGCCAGGCCCUGGGGGUGUGAUGUAGCUAUUACAGAAGACCGCCAGAGUGCUGGGGAGGGGGGCAUACAGGCCACUUAUGUUGGCCUCUGUUUACAGGACCCGGACGAGCUGACGAUUCUGAAUGGGGAGAGAGUGAUGGUGCUUGAGAGGGGGGAGGACGGCUGGUGGCAGGUGGAGAGGAACGGUCAGGCCGGGCUCGUCCCGGGGUGCUACCUGAGCAAAGCAUGAUGGGAGCCAUGGGAAGGGCUACGCCUCACGCAGUCCGGCCGCCCAAUAGCGACGUCAGUCUCUCAUCCCCCAGCUACAACAACAUAACUUCAGUCUAAUGAAACAACACCUUAUACAUCUUCUGUUUCGUCCAUGAUCUACAGCUGUAACAGUUGUCAGUCAUUUUGUUUUAUCGUCUAAUUUAAACUUCACAACAUUUUUGUCACAAAUAUUAUCUGUGGAAAUAUUAGCGAUGUCUUGAAACUUGAAUAGUGAUGCUGAUUUCUUUCCAUGCUAAAAGUGUUUUAUUUAUUUUGUAUAUUGCGGUUGGUGAAUUACUCAUGCAAGGAAAAUUAUCAACUGAAAAUAAAACAAACCAAAGUUCA
Paramormyrops kingsleyae is the source of this 1952-nucleotide messenger RNA. Lineage: Eukaryota; Metazoa; Chordata; Actinopteri; Osteoglossiformes; Mormyridae. The record is from RefSeq and is a predicted model, not a curated record.